Rosa rugosa (rugosa rose) is the source of this 1402-nucleotide messenger RNA. RefSeq lists its product as uncharacterized. The transcript is spliced from 2 exons. The coding region runs from base 207 to 1163 and encodes 318 amino acids. The record is from RefSeq and is a predicted model, not a curated record. Lineage: Eukaryota; Viridiplantae; Streptophyta; Magnoliopsida; Rosales; Rosaceae.
ACUUCAUCACAUCAUGUCAUCAUCUCCAUUCUCACACUUUGUCUUUUAUGUAAACACCAUGAACACAAUAUGACAACACCUUCCCUCAUAUCCCUAUAAAGCCACACACCCUCCCUCCCUCACUUGAAUCAUUGUCUUCCAAAAGCGAAAUUGAAAGUUGACAGAGAAGCAGAAGGAAGCAUAAAGCAAGAUAGUUUUGUGGUUGUAUGAAAAACAUGGGAGCAGAUAGGAUUCCGGUGAGGUUUCAGAGAGUUGCGGCGGCGUUCGACGAGGGGGCGAGGGUAAGGCUGUGCGAGAGCAGCGGCAGCGAGCACUCGGCGGCGGCGGAGAGCGUUGCUGAUUUGUCGGACCUUGUCAAGUCUUUUAUUGAGCGAGGGAAUUAUGGAGGGGAUUCAAGAGAUGAUGGUGAGGAAAUCGAGAGGGAUUCGUUGGAGAUGGAUGAAGAAUUAGAGGGCGGUUAUUGGUCUGAUUCGGAGACCAAGAAUACCCUAGAACAGCUGCUUGAUCAAAAUGGAGGUGGUGAUGAUGUGAAGGAAAACAUUGUUGCUGAGGUAGAACAUGCUUGCGGUGUAAUUGGGGAUAGGUUGGACAGAGAGUUUAAGAGGAAGCUGAUGGCUCAUUUGCGCCACAAGGGUUUUGAUGCUGGCCUGUGCAAAUCAAAGUGGGUAAAAUCCAGUCAGUUUCCAGCAGGGGACUACGAAUUUGUAGAUGUCAAUGUCAACGGAACUCGUUACAUUAUCGAGCCAUUCUUCACCGGAGAAUUCGAAAUCGCCCGUCCGACUAGUCGAUACACAUCGUUACACAAUGUCCUGCCACAGAUAUUCGUCGGAGAAGUUGAAGAGCUGAAGAAAAUUGUUCGGAUCAUGUGCACAGCCAUUAAAAAGUCCAUGAAGAGAGUGGACAUGCCCAUGCCACCAUGGAGGAGAAAUGGGUACAUGUUAGCCAAGUGGUUUGGUUCCUACAAGCGCACCACAAAUGCAGUUUCUUCUUCAACCAAGGCCUUCGAAUUCGAUGAGAGUUUAAGCGCAAAGAGAGCAUUCGGCUUCGAGGCUCUGCCCAAGAAGUCUUACUAUUGCAGAGACAGUUUUGCUACCAAUAAUGGAUUGAGAAUUGGGAACUUGACUGCUGCCUUUCAGCCCAAAGGCAUUGGCAUGGAAUUAUAGCUGCAUCACUGGCAUAGUACUUCAUUUGUUCUUAUUACCCAAUUUUGGGUUCUUUUUUGUCUUCUUAGCUACAUUAUUUGGGAGUGUCAUUUGGUUUCAUUGGAAUGGGAUUUAGGUUCUGGGCUUUAAGGCCAUGUAAAAAUUGCUUGUUUUUGAAGAAAAAUCAGUGUAAAAUACCCAUUAUAUAUAUUUUUUUGGAAUAAAUGAAGGAAUAAAAUUCCUCUGUUUUUCCUAGUUCA